ACUUUUGGUAUCCGGAAAAAACCCUUGUUGCUAUUUCCGACCACUUUUUGCUUUCAACUUGAUUUAAGAUCACUUUCAGUUGGUCGAAAAUUCAAUAAUCUCCAGUAUUCAAGCAUGUCAGCCUCCAUGUUCAUAAUCCUCAUACCAAUUAUACUCUCCUUCUUCUUUUAUCCAAUAUUUCUUGAAGCACAGAGUGGGCAUCUUCCUCAACAUGAACUAAAUGCACUUAAAGAAAUAGCAGAUCAAGUGGGGAAGAAGGAUUGGGAUUUUAGCCUAAAUCCUUGUGGCAACAACUCCAACUGGUUGGCACCACAAAGCAUAGAUACACCUCUCUACACUAAUAAUCUCACUUGCGAUUGUAACUUCCCUGCUGGUAUUUGCCAUGUGCGGCUCAUAAAUUUGAGGGGACAGGAUCUGCAAGGUGUCCUCCCUCCCGCCUUGGUGAAGUUGCCAUUUCUCAAGAGAAUUGACCUCAACCGCAAUUACUUAAGUGGUACAAUUCCCCCGGAAUGGGCUUCUAUGAAGCUGGAACUUGUAUCUCUUGCUGUGAAUCGAUUGUCUGGGCCGAUUCCAAAAUACUUGGGAAAUAUAACAACGCUUACAUAUUUGAACUUGAAGUACAAUAUGUUCAGUGGAAGUGUUCCACCUGAGCUUGGGAAACUUGUCAACUUACAAAAUUUCUUUCUUAGUGGUAAUUAUCUCACAGGUGAAUUUCCAAAAGAACUUAAUGCUCUCACAAAUUUGAUAGAGUUUAGGCUCAGCAGUAAUAACUUCACAGGGAAACUGCCUAGCUUUCAAACUUUCAAAAACCUUCAAAAACUAGAGGUUCAAGCAAGUGGUUUUGAAGGACCCAUACCAAAAAAUAUUUCUGUAUCGACAAGCUUUAUAGAACUUAGAAUCAGUGACCUAAAUGGAGGUGGUGUCUCCAGAUUUCCUACAUUAAAGCACAUGACAAACAUGACAAAGCUGAUGUUGAGGAGGUGUAAUAUUUCGGGGAAGAUACCUGAUUUAGCUAAUAUGAACAGCUUGCAACAACUAGAUUUGAGUUUUAAUAAUCUGGAAGGAGGGAUUGAUGGUCUUCAGGGUCUUGAUAAUCUGCAGUACAUGUAUCUAACGAGCAACUCAUUCAGUGGGCAAAUACCUCAAUGGGUUCUAAAUCGAGGUUCCACAUAUUAUACAGAUCUUUCUUACAAUAAUUUUGAGGAGAACUCUUUGUCGCCAACUUGCAAUCGGGAAACCCUAAACUUGUUCAAAAGCUAUAAUGGAGGAGAAAAUGGAAAAUUUGGAAAGUGUCUAAAGAAUUGCACUAAAGAUUGGUAUUCAUUUCACAUCAAUUGUGGAGGAGGCAAUGUUGUAAUUGGUGGCACUACAUAUGACGCAGAUAAAGAUUCAUCGGGCUAUGCGAGAUUUGUUUCUAACAAAGAGAACUGGGUAACUAGUAAUACGGGGUACUUUUGGGAUAGAACCUUAAAUUUAUCUGACUAUACAACAACAAAUAUAUCAGUCAUCAAGGGAAAAGACUCUGAAAUCUACCAGACGGCUCGUUUGUCUCCUUUAUCUCUGACAUAUCAAGGACGUUGUUUAGCAAAUGGAAACUACAAUGUGAAACUUCAUUUUGCAGAGAUAAUUUUGAGAGAUGGUAGAUCUUUUCGAAGUCUUGGUAGACGCAUAUUUGAUGUUUAUAUACAGGGUGAAAGGAAAUUAAAGGAUUUUGAUAUUGAAACUGAAGUACAAGGAGUUGAUAAGGCCUUGGUCAAACAAUUUAAAGCAAUAGUCAAAGAUAAAACUCUUGAGGUGCGGUUUGAAUAUGCUGGAAAAGGAAUAACAGCAGCCCCAAUUAAAGGAUCAUAUGGCCCUUUAAUAUCUGCCAUUUCUGUGGAAUCUGAUUUCAAACCUCCCAAGAACAGAAAGACUUUAAUCAUAGUUGUUGCUAUAGCUUCUUCUUCAUUUCUUAUUUUCACAAUCCUCUGUUUUGCUGGGUCGAAGAUCUACAUUAAAAACAAGACCUCAAAGGAAAAGGAACUACAAGGCCUUGAGCUAAAAACUGGUCUAUUUACCUUCAAACAAAUUAAAGCUGCUACAAACAACUUCAAUAUUGCAAAUAAGAUCGGAGAAGGUGGUUUUGGACCUGUAUACAAGGGUACAUUAUUGGAUGGUACAACUAUUGCUGUAAAACAACUCUCAACCAAAUCACGACAGGGAUACCGUGAAUUUUUGAAUGAAAUAGGCAUGAUUUCUUGUUUGCAGCACCCUAAUCUUGUGAAACUUUAUGGGUGUUGUGUUGAGAGAAAACCAUUGUUGCUGGUGUACGAGUACAUGGAAAAUAACAGCCUUGCCUAUGCUCUUUUUGGUUCAGAAGAGUGUCACAUAGACUGGCCUACAAGACAAAGUAUUUGUGUUGGUAUUGCAAAAGGUUUAGCUUUUCUGCAUGAAGAAUCGGCAAUAAAAGUUGUUCAUAGAGACAUCAAGACCGCCAAUGUUCUUCUUGACAAAGAACUCAAUCCAAAAAUUUCUGACUUUGGUUUAGCUAAACUCUAUGAUGAUGACAAGUCACACAUCAGCACAAGAGUUGCUGGGACAAUGGGAUACACUGCUCCUGAAUAUGCAUUAUGGGGCUACUUAACAUUCAAAGCUGAUGUCUAUAGUUUUGGGGUAGUGGCAUUAGAAAUUGUUGCCGGGAUGAACAACAUGAAGUAUCGUCAUGACGAGGAGUGCGUUUGCCUUCUUGAUUGGGCACUUGUUCUUCAAGAAAAAGGAAACCUAUUGGAGCUAGUGGAUCCAAGAUUGGGUUAUGAUUAUGACAAAGAACAAGCACUCAGAAUGAUCAAAGUGGCUUUGCUUUGUACUAAUCCUUCCCCUAUGCUUAGGCCAUCCAUGUCUGCAGUAGUCAACAUGCUUGAAUGCCAUGAUGAUAUUCUCAAGAACAAUUCCAAUCUACGCGAAUCCAAUUUUCAAGAAAUCAGAGAUCAUUAUGAUGAAAUGCCAGUCGAUUUAAGCGAGUCUUCCUACAAUGUAAAUUUUUCUUUAGAUGCAAAUCAACCAUCGUUAUAUUUGUAGUAGCUAGUCGUGUGGUUGCAUUUACUUCAAUCCUCUAGUUUUCAUUUAUCUAGUUUUCCAUUCUCCA
Messenger RNA from Ipomoea nil (Japanese morning glory), 3124 nucleotides. RefSeq names its product probable leucine-rich repeat receptor-like serine/threonine-protein kinase At3g14840. Gene Ontology annotation, molecular function: protein kinase activity; ATP binding; protein binding. Bases 115 to 3057 code for a protein of 980 amino acids. Lineage: Eukaryota; Viridiplantae; Streptophyta; Magnoliopsida; Solanales; Convolvulaceae. The transcript has 25 exons. The record is from RefSeq and is a predicted model, not a curated record. Gene Ontology annotation, biological process: protein phosphorylation.